Messenger RNA from Alternaria rosae, 1548 nucleotides. Its product is annotated as major facilitator superfamily domain-containing protein. NCBI's taxonomy places the organism in Eukaryota, Fungi, Ascomycota, Dothideomycetes, Pleosporales, Pleosporaceae. Bases 1 to 1548 code for a protein of 515 amino acids. The record is from RefSeq and is a predicted model, not a curated record. The transcript is spliced from 6 exons. Gene Ontology annotation, molecular function: spermine transmembrane transporter activity; spermidine transmembrane transporter activity. Gene Ontology annotation, biological process: spermine transport; spermidine transport; transmembrane transport.
AUGAACCUCCAUCGCCAGGAUGGACAUGCGACAUCGAUCCAUAAGACUGACACCGUCAUUGGAAAGAAGGAAGAGAAGUCCGAUGCUGAACCCGCCAAACUCGAGGAUGAACGACGCUGUAGUGAGCGGCCGGCUACCGAAAAUGCAUCGUUCACAAGCCCCAUCAACCCCAUGGACUGGAACGAUCCCGAGGACCCUGACAACCCGCACAACUGGCCUACAUGGAAAUUGGCUUAUCAUACGAUGAUACCAGCCCUCUUUGGAUUUACUGUCACGUUUGGGACAUCAGUGUAUACACCCGCACUCGCGGACGUUAUGCGUGACUUCGACGUAUCGCGCACGGCUGCGCUCAUCGGCAUAACGCUUUACACACUCGGCCUAGCGUUUGGUCCUAUCGUCACCGCACCUCUUAGCGAAAGAAAAGGCCGAAAGGUCGUCUAUCUGUUAUUCUUCCCUAUAUUCAUGCUAUUUACGCUCGGUGCAGGAUUCUCAAAAACGUACGCAGGCCUGGUCACAUGUCGACUUUUCGCAGGAUUGUUCGGAAGUCCAGCGCUUGCUGUUGGUGCCGGAACGAACGCCGAUCUGUUUCCACCACAUAAGCGUGCCUUGACUACGAGUUUCUUCUUGAUGGCCCCUUUCGCUGGGCCGUCUAUUGGGCCUGUAGUCGGAGGAUUCGUGGCACAAUACAAGACAUGGGAGUGGACUCAAUGGUGUAUUCUCUUCCUUUCCGUUUUUGUAUAUGCCUUUGCUAUACCGAUGGAUGAGACCUAUAAGCCAAUCAUCUUGAAGAAGAGAGCGAAGAAGCACGGACUGGAGAAGAAACAAGAGAACGGGGACAUCAAGCGCGAAAUAAUCAUGAGGUUUAUCCGGCCUCUUCACAUGCUUUCAACAGAGCCUGUAGUCUUUUUCGUCUCUCUUUACACAGGUUUCGCAUUUGCGGUGCUGUUUCUCUUCUUUGCAGCUUUCCCCUAUGUCUUCCAACGUCCGCCUUAUUCCUUUACACCCUCUCAGUCUGGUCUCACAUUCAUACCCAUCAGUAUUGGCGUAUUCGUUGGAGGUAUGACUACCAUUGUAAUAGAUCGCACGCUCUACCGGAAGAAACAUCAACAGGCCAUAUUGAAAGGUAACUCGAACGCUGACCCGGAACAUCGCUUGUAUAGCGCAAUGUUGGGUAGCUGGGGCAUGGUCAUUGGUCUUUUCUGGUUUGGCUGGUGUGCCGACAAAGGAGUUCAUUGGGCUCCCACUGUGGUAGGAGUUAUACCCUUUGCGUGGGGCAAUAUUUGCGUCUUCACGUCCUCUGCGUUGUAUCUUGCAGAUGUAUAUGGUGCGAUGAACGGCGCGUCAGCUAUAGCGGCGAAUGGGAUCGUUAGGUACACGCUUGGGGCUGUCUUUCCCCUCUUUACCGUGCAAAUGUACGAUGCUCUCGGAGUUGGCUGGGCGACUUCCCUCCUUGGCUUUCUGGCUUUGGCUAUGACACCUAUCCCAUUCGUGUUCUUCAAAUUCGGGCCCUCUAUUCGUGCGAAAAGCAGAUAUCCUGUGGCCAUGUAG